AUGACUCUUCAGGCAAUGGUGAGCGAGGCAGCCGGCCUGCACCCCGGCAGGGAAGCGGUGAGGUUUGAUGCGUGCGAUGGCGAACCCGCCGCUUGCUACACGUACGCUACUGUGGCUAAGCUCGCCGCGGAGUUGACGGCUUUCCUUCGAGAGCACUGCGAUCACCAAGGACAAUGUGAAAUUGGGCUUUAUUGCCACCCAGGAAUUAACUUACCGUCUUGGAUCCUAGGAAUCCUUCAAGUUCCAGCUGCCUAUUCUCCUGUGGAUCCAGAUGGACCGCCAGUCCUAAACACCUACUUCCUGAAGAAAUGCAGUCUUCAAUAUAUUCUUGUUGAGAAUGACAAAAUAAACAAAUUCAAGAUGUCCCAUGAGGGUUGGUUUUAUCACAACUCUUCCACAAUAGAACAUCUUGGUUUAACUCUUUUCCAGUUUAACCGAAGCAGGGCUGAUAAAAGUUCCCAGCACUUCAAAGCUAGGGGUAACUUGCAGCCAGAUUGUACUGUCUGUCCAGAUCAACUUGAAGUAGAAACACUGAAAAUGGGAUACACGGACCCUGGCCAAAAACACGCUCUAGCAUAUGUCUUGCAUACAUCAGGAACUACAGGGACCCCCAAAAUAGUUAGAGUGCCUCAUAAAUGUAUCGUGCCAAAUAUUCAGCAUCUUAAAUCCAUACUUGAGAUCACACAGGAUGAUAAACUGUUCCUGGCUUCUCCUCUAACAUUUGACCCAUCUGUGGUUGAAAUGUUCGUUGCUCUGUCAAGCGGAGCCUGUCUUCUUAUAGUGCCCAAUGCCAUUAAAAUGAUGCCUGUGGAGCUGUCUGCUGCUCUGUUUCAUCAGCAUCGUGUGACAGUGUUGCAGUCAACACCAACACUUCUAAGAAGGUUUGGAGCUCACAUUAUUAAAUCGACUGUGUUGUCUGCAAAUACUUCACUCCGUGUCUUAGCCCUUGGUGGUGAAGCAUUUCCCGUACUGAAUCUCUUGAAAAGUUGGAAGCACAAGGAUAACAGAACAAGCAUUUUUAAUCUGUAUGGUAUUACUGAGGUGUCAAGCUGGGCCACUUGCUACAAGAUUCCUGAAGAGGUUUUUAGUGCUGAUUUUCGAAGUGAUUUUCCUGUACCUUUGGGUUCACCGCUCCUUGGAACAGCAGUUGAGGUCAGAGAUACCAGUGGUUCUGCAAUUCUAGAAGGCGAAGGACAAAUAUUUAUAGGUGGUGAAGAACGAAUCUGUUUUCUUGAUGGUGAAAUAACUGUACCCUUGGGCACGAUGAGAGAAACGGGGGAUUUUGUAAGAGUGCAAGAUGCAAAGAUGAUCUUCCUGGGUCGGAAAGACAAUCAGAUUAAACGCCAUGGGAAACGCUUUAAUAUUGAGUAUUUACAGCAGACUGCUGAAGAUCUUUGUCAGGUAGAAGCUUGUGCAGUGACCUGGUAUCAGCAAAAACUGAUCUUGUUUGUUGUACCCAAAGAUGGUUUCAAAGAGAGAGAAGCUCUUAAAGAACUUCAGAAGCAUCUACCAACUCAUGCAAUCCCUGAUGACCUUGUACUGAUUAAAGCUUUGCCUUUAACAUCACAUGGCAAAGUCGAUCUGUCUGAGCUGAACAAGAUUUACCAGAGCCAUCUAAACUGCCGAAGACAUGACAGUAAGCUGAGAGGCGCAGAAGAAUUGUGGGAGAAAUUGCAGUAUUUAUGGAAGUCUGUUCUGGGUUUCCUCGAUGAUUCCAGAGAAAUUUCUAAAGAUUCAGUAUUUCUCUACAGUGGUGGAGACUCCUUAAAGGCUCUAAGAUUUUAUGAAGAAAUUGAGAUUCUAGUAGGCAGAGCUGUUCCUGCACUCCUCGAAGUUAUUCUAAGCUGCUCAUUUGAAGAGGUUUACAAGCAUAUUCUAAAAGCUUUGUUUCCAAGUGAAGACCAAUUAAUGAACUGUGACAAUGCUGCAAAAAGAAAAUUAAGUAAAGACAGUUCAGAGGAAUUCAAUGGAAAGUACAUUAAACUGAAAUCUGAGAGACACUUUGCAGUUGCUCCCGGGAUAGUUCCAUUUGUUGCAUUGAGCCGAGGAAAUCGGUUGUUUUCUAUGAAUUCUUCCAAGUCCUUUACACAACCCAAUGAUGUGGCACAGGUCGGAAUGGAAGCGAGACAACAGCCAUCCUUUCUGCAGUUACUGUCACCAGGUGUAAGCAAAAGCCAAGAGCAAGAGAGUGAAAUGGAGAAGAGCAGAAGUUUACCAGUUACCAGCAAGGCACAUAAAACAGAUUGUUGUUCUGCUCAGCCACGCUCUGCAGAGUGCAGUCCCGGAGCAGCGGCUGGGUUGGCCUUACGUGUAAGAUGGAAGGCCAGUACAGGCAGAUGUGUGGAUGCAUCGCCCUUGCUCGUGAUUCCGCUUGCAGACGAAGCGUCUGCCUCCGUCUAUGUCGGCUCCCACUCGCAUACACUGCAGGCGAUUGAGCUAGAUAGGGGAGAAAUAAAGUGGGAGAGGAACCUUGGAGAUCGUAUUGAAUCUUCUGCCUGUGUAUCUACGUGUGGAAAUUUCAUUGUUGUUGGCUGUUACGCCGGGUUAGUGCAUGUGCUGCGACGCAGCAGUGGUGACGUGCACUGGACCUUUGCCACAGGGGAUGCUGUGAAAAGCUCUGCGGUCCCAGAUCCUUCCAGCGGCCUAGUCUACGUGGGAUCGCAUGACCAACACGUGUAUGCUCUGGAGAUCUACAAAAAGACUUGUAUAUGGAAGACCCAUUGUGAAGGUGGAGCUGUGUUUUCUUCUCCCUGCCUAAGUUUUUUUCCAUAUCAUCUUUAUGUUGCCACAUUAGGAGGAUUGCUGUUGGCUAUAAACCCUGCUACAGGAAACAAGACUUGGAAAAGCUCCCUGGGAAAACCCCUCUUCUCCUCACCUCACAGCAAUGAAAAGUAUGUUUAUGUUGGAUGUGUGGAUGGAAACUUAUAUUGUUUGACUCAUUCUGGAGAAAAGGUUUGGCAGUUUUCCACCAAUGGACCAGUGUUUUCAUCUCCAUGCAUCUCAAGUUUAACUAAGCAAGAAGUAUUUUUUGGCUCUCAUGACUGCUUUAUCUACUCCUGCAAUAUGGAGGGUAAUUUACUGUGGAAAUUUGAAGCCACUUCAAGUGUAUACGGAACACCAUUUGUUUUCCAAAGUGAUGACUUAACGAACAAAAUUCUUUUGGCAGCAGUAUCUACAGAUGGCAAAGUGUGGAUCCUGAAUGCCAAGAGUGGAACAGUAGAAGGAGCAGAUAAGCUCCCAGGAGAGAUUUUCUCUUCCCCUGUAGUAUGGGGAACAAAGCUUGUUGUUGGCUGUAGAAAUGAUUAUGUUUAUUGCCUAGAUUUGUAUACAACAGGAAAAAAGAACAGCUAAAAUGUUAGGCUGCUUCUGUUUUAUUGUUUACAUUUGUAAAUUAAGAACUC
Tinamus guttatus (white-throated tinamou) is the source of this 3401-nucleotide messenger RNA. NCBI's taxonomy places the organism in Eukaryota, Metazoa, Chordata, Aves, Tinamiformes, Tinamidae. The record is from RefSeq and is a predicted model, not a curated record.